This is a messenger RNA of Lathyrus sativus (Indian pea), 828 nucleotides long. Lineage: Eukaryota; Viridiplantae; Streptophyta; Magnoliopsida; Fabales; Fabaceae. The record is from the annotation of a GenBank genome assembly.
AUGCCCAACAGUUCAUCCUCGAAAAAGCACGGUCAAGAUCAGCCUGAAUCUAGCGGUCCAAUCCCUAUAUCUCUCAGAACCAAAAUGGGCAAAUCCGAAGACAACGAUAAGAAGAGUUCAAGUAAGAAAGUCAAAGAUGUUGAAAUAAGUGUUCCAAUAGUGUAUGGGAACAUAGCAUUUUGGCUUGGCAAAAAAGCUAGUGAGUAUCAAUCACAUAAAUGGACUAUAUAUGUUCGUGGAGCAACCAACGAGGACUUGGGGGUUAUUGUAAAGCGGGCUGUUUUUCAGUUGCAUACUAGUUUCAAUAAUCCCACAAGGGUUGUGGAUGCACCUCCUUUUGAGUUGUCGGAGGCAGGAUGGGGAGAAUUUGAAAUUGCAAUCACACUUUAUUUCCACAGUGAUGUUUGCGACAAGCCUUUGAACUUAUAUCAUCACUUGAAGUUGUAUCCAGAGGAUGAAAACAGUUCCAUGUCCACAAAGAAGCCUGUUGUUGUGGAAUCUUAUGACGAGGUUGUUUUCCCCGAUCCCUCUGAAGCUUUCUUAGCUCGUCUGCAGAAUCACCCAGCUGUGAACUUGCCAAGAUUACCUCCUGGGCUUACCUUACCUCCUCCUAUUCCAGUUGAAGAUGCAAGUAAAAGGAGGAAAGGCGAUACCAAAGAUAAUCCCUUAAGCCAAUGGUUCCUGAAUUUCUCAGAAGCAGAUGAACUCUUAAAGCUUGCAGCAGCUCGUCAGCAGGUUCAAACUCAUAUUUCAAAACUCAAACGACAGAUAACUUCGAUAGAUGGACAACAUAAGCAGCAGCCGCUUAAAUCUUCUUCUGACCAAUAG